Messenger RNA from Misgurnus anguillicaudatus (oriental weatherfish), 3257 nucleotides. RefSeq names its product neuropeptide FF receptor 2. Gene Ontology annotation, cellular component: plasma membrane. The record is from RefSeq and is a predicted model, not a curated record. Gene Ontology annotation, biological process: cellular response to hormone stimulus; G protein-coupled receptor signaling pathway. Gene Ontology annotation, molecular function: neuropeptide receptor activity; peptide binding. Lineage: Eukaryota; Metazoa; Chordata; Actinopteri; Cypriniformes; Cobitidae.
UUCAUUCAGGUGAUUGGCAGCUCGUGUGGAGAACAGCUGGGCGGGAAUCUUUCCCUAGGUUUUGCACAGUUGACGCGCAUCUCGUGCACUAACAGCAGUUUCCUGACACGAGCGCGGAGAGAAACGGCACCAAGUUUUCUCAUAUAAGAAACUGUGUCUACAUCUGGUUUAGGAUUUUUUAUCAGUUUGAACUUUUCUAACUAUUAUCUUCAAGAAAAUUUUGAGUGUCCUUUUAAUCACGUGUGGAAAAGUUUAUCGCGUAACAGGAAUAAGAUGGCACUGAAGCUAACGGAUCCCAACUCCACUGCACCAUCUGCCGCCUUCUCCGCUGUGGAGAAUGUCCACAACUUCUCAGUGAACUCUAGCUCCUCCCGUCCAUAUCGUUAUCCAAACGUCACCUACGUGGACUUUUACCUGCAUGAGCCUUUGGUGUCCGCUAUCUUUAUUGUGUCCUACCUCCUCAUUUUCAUUGUAUGCAUGGUGGGAAAUGGAGUGGUGUGUUUCAUUGUGUUAAGGAGCAAGAACAUGCGUACAGUCACCAAUCUUUUCAUUCUUAAUCUGGCCAUCAGUGACUUGCUGGUUGGCAUCUUCUGCAUGCCCACAACACUGGUCGACAACAUCAUCACGGGUUGGCCUUUCGGCAGCUUGGUGUGUAAGCUGAGCGGGAUGGUGCAGGGAAUAUCGGUAUCUGCCUCUGUCUUCACAUUGGUGGCCAUCGCUGUGGACAGAUUCCGCUGCAUUGUCUACCCUUUCAAACAAAAGCUCACUAUCUCCACCUCUACCCUCAUCAUUGUCAUCAUCUGGGUUCUGGCCAUCUCCAUCAUGUGCCCAUCGGGUGUCAUGUUACAGGUCACCAAAGAACACCGCGUCGCCAUCUUGCUAAGCGCAUCUAACACCACCCAACCCUUCUACUGGUGCCGCGAAAACUGGCCUAACCAAGAAAUGCGCAAGAUUUACACCACAGUGCUCUUCGCUAACAUUUAUCUGGCACCUCUUACCCUCAUUGUCAUCAUGUACGCCCGGAUCGGGAUCACAUUGUUCAAGACAUCAAUGCCGGCUUCUGCGAGCCAAACUGAGACCUCGGGCUCUGGAAAGCAAAGCAGAUACGAAAGCCGUCAGAUGGUGUCACGGAAAAAGAAGCGGGUAAUUAAAAUGUUGCUUGUCGUCGCCUUGUUGUUUAUCCUCUCGUGGUUGCCAUUAUGGGCACUCAUGAUGCUAAGCGACUACGCCAGCUUGAGCGAACGUCAACAUCGGGUUAUUAAUAUCUAUGUUUACCCUCUGGCCCACUGGUUGGCGUUCUGUAACAGCAGCGUCAAUCCUAUAGUCUAUGGGUUUUUCAAUGAGAACUUUCGCAAAGGUUUCAAGGCGGCCUUUAAACUUCAGCUCUGCUCAGCCCAUUCGGGAAAGAGGUGGACCUACUCACAUCGACCGCAGGGCAAUGCUGUAUUACCUGCCAACUUGCCUCUGACCAAAGAGGCUGUGGGGGAGGCUGGAGCUCCUCGGGCAGGACAAAGUGUUAUCCAAGGUCUGGUGAUGGUGGGGAAUGGGAGAGGUCUUGGUGAAAGCAGCCAAUCUUCAGGCAAGGAAAACACAAAAGAACAGGAUCUGAUCAUGGAAGAUCUGGAAAAGGUUAUGUAUGAUGUAUAGAAGCUCGAUGACCUCAUGGUCAAAGCUUGUGCAAUUAGAUGAUGCUCAUGAAAGGCAAAAUAUGUUUCCUUCUCUUUGACCGAUUUACUGCUGGAAGGACAUCGUGAAGUUUUAAGAGUUCAUCUUUCAUCUAUUUCCUUCUCUUUUAUCUCUGCGGAAAAUGUGCUUUUCUCACUUGAAAUUUCACAUUUUAAGACAAUAAUCAUGCCAGACAGGCUGUUUGAGCUGAAGGCUUUAAAACUUCAUGCGUGAUAAACAAAAAAGGACAUUUUAAAGAUAUUGGCAAGAUGAGAAUGACAUCUUACUGACUGCCCAAUUAAUCCCACUGCCAUUUUUAGGAUGUCAUAUCUUGCUAUUUCACCCUGCCUAACCCAAGGAAUAAAUUGUGAGCUUCAUAAAAAAUAACCCACAAUGCCAUGGCAACAACCAACAUGGAUAUUUCUGUGAAAAACAUUAAACGUCUGUACUAAGCCACAUCUCAUACUAACUGAAGUGCCUGAAUAAGGAACUUAAACUGGGCAUACAAUUGUAUAUUCUCUCCUUCCAGGUAGUGAUAUGACGGCAGUUUGUUAAUGGCAUGUUCGCAUUUUAAAAUGACUGGUAAAAUUACCCACUUAACAAUUUUACUCAUUAACCAGCUUGGCAGUAGCAAGACGUCAAAAAAAGACUUAAAGUUCUCUUGCAGAACAGUUGACAUACUGAUUGUAAUAAGCAGAAGAUCAUUUCGGAUUGAAUUUCUGAGGAUUAUGGUGACUGUGAAUCCUUAUAAGCAUAAAGCAGUUCGCUGUAAGAGAACAGAUUUUAGUUGUGACACUGAUGACAAUGCCUGAGGAUCUCUUCUGACUCAUAAAUGUACUACUGAAUGUGAGAAGGGUUCUGUCGAGAAAAAGGUCAUCAGAGACAAUGAAAAAUUGAAUGUUCCUAUAUGAAGAAUGAGUCAGGGGAUUUACAGGAGAUAUGGCAACUGUCCAAACUGUCACAGGCUAUAUCAUCUCAUGUUUAUGCGUGUCCGCAGUUUCAUCUUGGGCUUUAUAUAAUCCUGAAUCUCGGUGUAGAAGAAAUCUCUUAUCAAAAAUGAUUAUUGUUGUCUCCGUUUCUAAUGUAAACCCAUUUGAGACACAAAUGUACUCAUUUGUGAAGGUUAUUUUUGAUCAUUGUGUGAAACACAUGCCAGUGUACUAUGGGAACAUGUCCUCCUGGUUGCAAUAUAUAGCCUUUUAAUUACGGUUUGCAAUUAUGUGUAUAAAAUCAAGACAGGAACAAGCAAGCAAGCUUGUUUGUGUAAAGGAUCUUGUGCUGGAAAUGUGAUUUGACAGAAUGUUUUUCAAAAUGCAUAUACAUCAUGUACUGUACCUUGUAUAAAAGCUGAACCACCCACCUGUUUACGACCUCAAAUUACAUAUGAAAUAAUUAUAUUAUCAUUGCUGCUUGUUGCUUAUUGCUUAAUGCGUCUAUGAGACAUGGCGGAAAUGCAAAUAAGCAUUAGAAGAAAGCAAGCAAGACUUUGUUGAAAUGUACUACUGGUUAAUGGUUGUCAUAAACUGUGAUUUUUGUGAAAGUGCAGAAAAUGUGUAACUUGUCACAGUGUGUUUUGACAGCAUAAAUAUGUC